Messenger RNA from Carlito syrichta (Philippine tarsier), 2432 nucleotides. RefSeq names its product ubiquitin-conjugating enzyme E2 N. Bases 1 to 810 code for a protein of 269 amino acids. The record is from RefSeq and is a predicted model, not a curated record. Lineage: Eukaryota; Metazoa; Chordata; Mammalia; Primates; Tarsiidae. The transcript is spliced from 5 exons.
AUGUCGUCCUACAGCCAGGAUGUCCUCAGGCCCAACGCUGCCCCCACGGCUCCCCCUCGACGCUCGCCCUCGCCCUGGCUCUCUCAUCCCAGCCCUACCUGCGGGCGUCCGGGGGGCGGCAGGAAGUCGGGCAGGGAGGGGGCGCCGGGGAGAUCCGGCCGCGGCGGGGCGCCGGGCCGGUGUGCGGGCGGCCGGGAAGGGCGGGCGGCGAGGCGGUGGGGCGCGGGCCUCCAGGUCUCUCGGCCACCCGGCGGAGGCCGCGGGGGCGGGAAGCGCGGCCGGGCCGGGAUGCGGGGUGGGGGUCGCGCGGCCCGACGCGGCUGCUCGACGUCGGGACCCGCUCCCGGUCCGGGCGUGGUCGCUGAGCCGCGACGGCUGCGGGAGACCCAGCGUUUGCUGGCGGAACCGGUUCCUGGCAUUAAAGCAGAACCAGAUGAGAGCAACGCCCGUUAUUUUCAUGUGGUCAUUGCUGGCCCCCAGGAUUCCCCCUUCGAGGGAGGGACUUUUAAACUUGAACUAUUCCUUCCAGAAGAAUACCCAAUGGCAGCCCCUAAAGUACGUUUCAUGACCAAAAUCUAUCAUCCUAAUGUAGACAAGUUGGGAAGAAUAUGUUUAGAUAUUUUGAAAGAUAAGUGGUCCCCGGCACUGCAGAUCCGCACAGUCCUGCUCUCGAUCCAGGCUUUGUUAAGUGCUCCCAACCCGGAUGACCCGCUAGCAAAUGACGUUGCAGAGCAAUGGAAGACCAACGAGGCCCAAGCCAUAGAAACAGCUAGAGCAUGGACUAGGCUAUAUGCCAUGAACAAUAUUUAAAUCCAUCUGAUCAUCAAGUGCGCGUCACUUCUCCUGUUCUGCCAAGACUUCUUCCUUUUUUGUUUGCAUUUAAUGGACACAGUCUUAGAAACAUUCAGAAUAAAAGCCCAGACAUCUUCAGUCCUUUGGUGAUUAAAUGCACAUUAGCAAAUCUCUGUCUUGUCCUGAUUCACUGUCGUAAGCAUGAGCAGAGGCUAGCAGUAUCAUCUGGAUUGUCACGAAGUGUGUAAAAGCAGCGGCCUCUGCGUUUGUUCAUUGCCCCAUCAUGGUUUAAGUAUGAAGCACUGUGAAUGAAGGUAGUUGUCAGGGUUAGCUGCAGGGGGGGUGGGCGUUUUUCUUUAUUUUAUUUCUUUGAGGGGGGAGGUAGUUUUAUUUUAAUUUUACGGGCUCCUUUCCCCCUUUUUAUGGUGAUCUAAUUGCAUUGGUUGAAAGCAGCUAACCAGUUCUUUAGAAUAUGCUCUCUAGCCAAGUCUAACUUUAUUUAGACGCUGUAGAUGGACAAGCUUGAUUGUUUGAACCAAAAUGGGAACAUUAAACAAACAUCACAGCCCUGACUAAUGACAUUGUGACUUUGCUGUCAAGUGUAGAUUCCCUCCUUCAAAAAGAGCUUGUGACCAUUUUGUAUGGCUUGUCUGGAGACUUCUGUAAAUCUUAUGUUUUAGUAAAAUAUUUUUUGUUAUUCUGCUUUGCCUUGUACAGUUUAUUUUACUGUGUUUAUUUCAUUUUCCCAAUGUGACAAUCGUAUUUAAACAUUAAAACUCUGGUGGAACAUUCUGUUUUGGUCUUCACCAUCUUACAAAUUAAAUGAAAGAGAUGGAUUUUGCCCGUUUCUUUUUAUUGAUGCAAAUUUAUGUUACGAUAUUAUUGGAUGGAGUGUUUGUAAGCUGGCCCUGUGCGUGCAUAAGGCAUCAGCAUUUGGCUUUUUUUUUUUUUAAUUUCCUGGACAUUUGAAUUAAACAUAUAUUGUCUGGUUGGGUAGAUGGCCACUGGCUUCUGACUGCAGUGUGUGAAAAUCACUGUCCAAGACAGUCAGUCGUAGCAAAGAAAGCGGUUGUGACCAACGUGUAGGACUUUCACAUGUUGGGCCACAUUGUUGCCUCAAACUUGGGUUCUAACCUUUUUCUUGGUUCUUGUCUGGUGUGUUGACCCUCACCUGGGGUUUGCUGAACGAAGCGCUAGUGAGUCUCCUCACCACCUGAUGAGCAGAUCUCCAGCAGUGUCGCAGAAAGGCUUCCUCAGGAGAUCCUCCUGCCCGGGUGCCCUUUCCUGCUUUCACCCCACUAGACUUGGCGAUGGGAGCUCCUGUUAAUCCUGAAUUUGGUAUUCAGGAUUGUUUUCUUCUCUCACAGUUUCUCCCCUCACAAAACUGCUCCCUACUGCCUCUAUCUCUAGUUCCUGACCCUUGUUAUUUUAAGUCGUAAAUGUAGCGGGUCCUAACUAUGUAAAUGUUGACCUUCGGUGGAACCUCGUCUCUUGCAGUUUAAGGUAAUGGAUAUUGUAGCCCAUCUGAAUUUUCCUCACUCUUAUUCUCAUAAUUCUGGAGUUUCUUCAGAAUGUGGUGUAUUUUAUUGUGCUCCUAUGUAAGAUGAAGAAUUCUCUAUUAAAAUUACAUUUUCAACAUA